UGCUAGGCAACAACCCUUUGACAUUCCCCGUCAAUAAAUUCCCCCAAAAUUGAAAUGUUAAUCUCCGCGGGCCUCGCCCUCAAAAUCCACCCCUUCGGCCCCCAGGGGGUGGACGCCACCGCCCGCCCCCAGCUCUCCGCCGCCUCCAAAAUCAUCCAAGUGUCCACGUGUAACGACAACACCUAUCUACUCAUUUUGCGAGAAAACGAAAAACCGGCGAUUUUCUCCGCCAAAGACAAGUCCAACAUCCGUCUGAUUCACACCAUCAACGUUUCGAACGUCACGACGCUCACUUUCAAGCACACGACCAAGAAAGCCAUAGCUUUGGGCACAAAAACCGGCGAUGUGUUGAUUUAUGACACGAAAAAUCGCACGGUUGCAAACACAUACCCGAAAAUCAGUGACGAAAUCAAGUUUUUGGACUUUACGGCCAAUGACAAGCAUUUGUGCGGUUUGGACGCGAGUACUUUACUCGUAAUUACAGAUUUGGGGGCGAAUCCAUCGGUUAAAAAGUACAAACAAGCAGUGGAGUGUGUUUUAAUGCGUUGCCAUCCUUUUGUGGCGAAUCGAGUGGCCGUGGGUUUAAGUACUCACACGGUGGUGCUGUGGGACGUCCAAACCGGGAGUGAACUCGUGAGUUUAGGACUUGGGGAGUCCCCAGUGAGUGGGAUUGCAAUGUCGUCAUGUGGCAACUACUUGGUCAUGUGUGGCGAUUGUAUAAAAAUCUACGGGAUUGAUUUUGUUUCGGGGAAUCACACGUUCCAGUUCCACGUGGAUAUGGACUCGCGGGUCACGUGUAUGGACUUAAGUCCGGAUGAUCGGUACGUUGCCAUUGGACUGAGUAAUGGCAGUGUGCGGUUGUAUGACGUGAAACAGAACAUGUUGAUGGUUUCCGAGGCCAGAGUACAUAACGAGGCCAUAAGUACUCUAGUGUUUGAACACGAAACGUUCGAGUCCAAUUCGCAUUUCUCCUCGAUGGUGAAGUUGUCCGAACUGGAUGUGAAGAAUAGGAGUGGGGAGGAGAAAAGUGUGAAGGUGGCAGAAGGAGAUGAUUUGGAGAAGUUCAAAAAUCGAGUCCUUAAACUUGUCAAGUGUGAGAUGGAUCGCUUGGAGAGCCAACUUGAUGAGCAUUGUGACAAGUUUCAGAAGUUUCUGGAUAAUGAGUUUGAAGCCAUUGAUAGCAUUAUUAGCAAGAAGUGGAAUAUUUUUACGGAUGGGGAUAUGAACCAGAUCAUGAAGGCCAUUUGUCCAGAGGAGGCGAGGAGUUCGGUCGACUAGUGAUUGGGAUAAAAAAAAAAUUUGUUUUUUUUGUCAAAAUAUUUUUUUGAAAAUUGUUAAUAAAGAAAUACUUAUAUCAGAA
Tribolium castaneum (red flour beetle) is the source of this 1360-nucleotide messenger RNA. RefSeq lists its product as uncharacterized. Gene Ontology annotation, biological process: microtubule nucleation; mitotic cell cycle. Lineage: Eukaryota; Metazoa; Arthropoda; Insecta; Coleoptera; Tenebrionidae. Gene Ontology annotation, cellular component: centriole; ciliary basal body; spindle pole. Gene Ontology annotation, molecular function: gamma-tubulin binding. The record is from RefSeq and is a predicted model, not a curated record. Bases 55 to 1278 code for a protein of 407 amino acids. The transcript has a single exon.